Molecule: messenger RNA, 1056 nt
Organism: Saccostrea cuccullata (small rock oyster)
Lineage: Eukaryota; Metazoa; Mollusca; Bivalvia; Ostreida; Ostreidae
Product: protein draper-like
Exons: 5
Coding region: 269-976 (235 amino acids)
Source: RefSeq, a predicted model, not a curated record
GAUAUGUUUAAAAAACUGUAUUUAUUGCUGAUUUUGUAAUAGAUCGAUGAAUUAUUUUAAGUACAAGAGAACAUGCUUGACAUAAGUAAAUGCAAGAUUGUUAUGCAGGAAAUCCGGAUUUCCGCCUGUACUUUGCUAGCAAGUAAAACAAGUGAGUACUAUAAAAACUCUAAAGAGGAUUGCAUGAAUAACUGCUUACAUUGAAACAAUAAAAAAAUCAAGUGCUGAAGCAUAGUGCAGUUAAAUAUGAAUCUGUGUAUCUGCUUCUAUGGCAUCUAGGACAGCACUACUAAGUUUGGUAUUUUUAUUAUCAACUAUUCACGUCCUAUCAAGGCAAUGCAGAGGAUCAUUCCGUUGUUGUUUUGGAUAUAAGUGGAAUGAAGCAACAAGGUCUUGUAUAAAAUGUAAUGUGGGAUACACUGGAGUAGUAUGUGAUAUGCCCUGUCCAUAUCCUUAUUAUGGGGAGCAUUGCCAACAAAGAUGUCUGUGUAAAAAGGAGAGCUGCAACAUUUCAUUUGGCUGCGUUUUGGCCAAGGACAUAUUCCCAGUGGAAGAGAAUUCUUUAACUAUCAGUUCAGUUUUCACAACAAAAUCCCUUCCCCCAAAGCGCAAAUAUUUUGGUAACAUAUUCGCAGUAGGAAUAAUACGGGAGAAUGUUGUAACCUUUCCUCAGACAAAUUCCUCAGAGUCAAUUCUCAAUCGUUCAGAUACUUUUUCUACACCCGAAUCCAGAAGCAGUCUAUCCACCACACUAAUCGUCUUCCUUGUACCUUUAAUUUUGUUUGUGAUUGUGGUGAUAACUGUACUUGUUGUUUAUAAAGCUGUCAAAAAACCGGGAAGCAAAAUUACAAAUACAGUAUACUAUGAACCCAUUCACAAUGACAGGGUACAGGAAUCAGACCAUGCACCAAUGAUAAACACAAACAUAAAUAACAAAGGAAGAUACGCUGAAUUGAAAGUAAUUAGUAAGAACUGAGUGCUUCAGAUUUGAAUUUCUGUGCUUAUGACAAUAUGCAAUGGUAAUUGAAAAUUUAUUAAAAUGUUCUAAUUGAUAAA